CAGAUCGUUGGGGGGCCCCCAGUGCCCCCCGGAUCUAUGGGGCGAGCUUCAUUGGGGGGGGGGGCUUUGUGUCCCCCCUCAUUUGGGUAUUAAUUAAUGAGGGUCAUUAAUGAGGGUCAUUAGGGUAAUUAAAGGGGGAGGGGGGGGGUCUCAGCGCUGCCCCCCCCCAAUUGUGAACUGUGGGUCACAGCUCAAUGGUGUCACUGGGGGGGCACCAACCCCCCCCCCGCAAUGGGGCAGCAAUGGGGGCGGGGGGAGAUGCAGCUCCUCGUGCAAUGAUUGUGCAAGAGCCUGGUGCAAAGCUUGCACGGGGGGCCAAUGCACUGCAUGCAUCCAGCUCUGCUGCAACGCUUGUGCAAAACCCUGGUGCAAAGCUUGCACGGGGGCCCAAUGCACCAUUUGCAACCAGCUCUGCUGCAGUGCUUGUGCAAAACCCUGGUGCAAAGCUUGCACAAGGCCUUGAUGCACUGUUUCCAUCCAGGUCUGGUGCAACACUUGUGCAAAACCCUUGUGCAAGGUUUGCACGGGGCCCCAAUGCACCAUUUGCAACCAGCUCUGCUGCAACACUUGUGCAAGAGCCUGGUGCAAAGCUUGCACGGGGCCCUCCAGCACCAUUUGCAACCAGCUCUGCUGCAAUGCUUGUGCAAAACCCUGGUGCAAAGCUUGCACGAGGCCUUGAUGCACUGUUUCCAUCCAACUCUGGUGCAACACUUGUGCGAAAACCUGGUGCAAGGCUUGCACGGGGCCCCAGUGCACUGCAUGCAUCCAGCUCUGCUGCAGUGCUUGUGCAAGAGCCUGGUGUAAAGCUUGCACUGGGCCCUCCAGCACCAUUUCCAUCCAGCUCUGCUGCAAUGCUUGUGCAAAACCCUGGUGCAAGGUUUGCACGAGGCCCUCCAGCACCAUUUGCAACCAGCUCUGCUGCAACACUUGUGCAAGAGCCCGGUGCAAAGCUUGCACGAGGCCUUGAUGCACUGUUUCCAUCCAGCUCUGGUGCAACACUUGUGCAAGAGCCUGGUGCAAAGCUUGCACGGGGCCAUCCAGCACCAUUUCCACCCAGCUCUGCUGCAUCACUUGUGCAAGACCCUUGUGCAAGGUUUGCACGGGGCCCUCCUGCACCAUUUGCAUCCAGCUCUGGUGCAACACUUGUGCAAGAGCCUCGUGCAAAGCUUCCUCCUGCAUCCAGCUCUGGUGCAACACUUGUGCAAAUCCCUGGUGCAAGGCUGCUGCUAGAACCCUUUGCAACCAUUGCACGCCCACGUGAUGCACUGCUCACACCCGGCCCUCGUGCAAAAUUUGCACGACUGGCCUGUGCCUCCCACGAUGCAUCCCGUGGUGCAACUGUUGCACCAACAGCCCUUGCACCAACCUGUGAUGGUGCAACGGUUGCACCAGCCCGUGGUGCACAAUUUGCACCAGAGCCACGUGCAUGCUUUGCACCGACCUCCAUUGCAUCCCUUGCACCAACAGCCCCUGCACCAUCCCUUGCACCAGAGCCACGUGCGUCGUUUGCACUGAGCACAGAUGCACCAUUGGCUGCACCGGGCCCACGUGCGUAUCUUGCACCGAUCCCACGUGCAUCCCUUGCACCAACAGCCCCUGCAUCCCUUGCACCAAUCUCACGUGCAUCAUUUGCACCAAUCUCACGUGCACCAUCCCUUGCACCAACCCCAUGCGCACCCUUUGCACCAGCCCCACGUGCAUCAUUUGCACUGAUCCCUGGUGCAUCCCUUGCACCGACCCCCACUGCAUCUCUUGCACCAAUCCCGUGUGCAUCACUUGCACCAACCCCAGCUGCAACCUCUGCACCAGACCCACGUGCAUUGUUUGCACCAACACCCCCUGCAUCCCUUGCACCAACCUCAUUUGCACCAUCCCUUGCACCAAUCUCACGUGCAUCAUUUGCACGGAUCCCUGGUGCAUCCCUUGCACCGACUCCCACUGCAUCUCUUGCACCAAUCCCGUGUGCAUCCCUUGCACCAACCCCAGUUGCACCAACCCCAUUUGCAUCCCUUGCAGCACCCCCACAUGCAUCCCUUGCACCAAUCCCUUCUGCAUCUCUUGCACCAGACCCACAUGCAUCCCUUGCACCAACCCCACGUGCAUCCCUUGCACCAAUCCCGGCUGCACCAUCCCUUGCACCAGACCCACAUGCAUCCCUUGCAGCACCCCCAUUUGCAUCCCUUGCACUGCCCUCCAGUGCAUCCUUUGCACCAAGCGCAUCCUUUGCACCAGUCCCAGCUGCACCAUCCUUUGCACCAGACCCACAUGCAUCACCCCCACUGCCCUCCAAUGCAUCCCUUGCACCAGGCCCAGUACCUCCAUCCCUUGCAUCACCUCCCAUUGCAUCCCUUGCAGCAGUCCCAGCUGCAUCCCUUGCACCAGGCCCAGUACCUCCAUCCCUUGCACCACCCCAAUCUGCAUCACCCCCACUACCCUGCAAUGCAUCCCUUGCACCAACUCCAGCUGCACCCCUUGCACCAGACCCACAUGCAUCAUUUGCACCAGGCCCAGCUGCACCAUCCCUUGCACCAGGCCCAUGUGCAUCACUUGCACCACCCCUCAAUGCAUCCCUUGCACCAGCCCCACAUGCAUCACCUCCACUGCCCUCCAAUGCAUCCCUUGCACCAAUCCCAGCUGCAUCCCUUGCACCAGACCCACAUGCAUCCCUUGCAGCACCCCCAUUUGCAUCCCUUGCACUGCCCCCCACUGCAUCCUUUGCACCAAGUGCAUCCAUUGCACCAACCCCAGCUGCCCCAUCCUUUGCACCAGACCCACAUGCAUCCCUUGCACCACCCCCCAAUGCAUCCCUUGCACCAGUCCCAGUACCUCCAUCCCUUGCACCAAUCCCACUUGCACCAGCCCCACAUGCAUCACCUCCACUGCCCCUCAAUGCAUCCCUUGCACCAAUCCCAGCUGCAUCCCUUGCACCACCCCCAUCUGCAUCCCUUGCACCAGCCCCACAUGCAUCACUUCCACUGCCCCUCAGUGCAUCCUUUGCACCAAGUGCAUCCCUUGCACCAGGCCCAGUACCUCCAUCCCUUGCACCACCUCCCAUUGCAUCCCUUGCACCACUCCCAGCUGCAUCCCUUGCACCAGCCCCACGUGCAUCACUUCCACUGCCCCUCAAUGCAUCCCUUGCACCAACUCCAGCUGCACCCCUUGCACCAGACCCACAUGCAUCAUUUGCACCAGGCCCAGCUGCCCCAUCCCUUGCACCAGACCCAUGUGCAUCACUUCCACUGCCCCCCAAUGAGCAGCAGCAACAGCGGAAGCGGAAGUGGAAGCGGAAACGGAAGUGGAGGCGGAAGUGGAAGCGGAAGUUGAAGCGGAAGCGGAAGUGGAGGCGGAA
This is a messenger RNA of Coturnix japonica (Japanese quail), 3349 nucleotides long. NCBI's taxonomy places the organism in Eukaryota, Metazoa, Chordata, Aves, Galliformes, Phasianidae. The record is from RefSeq and is a predicted model, not a curated record.